Molecule: messenger RNA, 836 nt
Organism: Cyprinodon tularosa
Lineage: Eukaryota; Metazoa; Chordata; Actinopteri; Cyprinodontiformes; Cyprinodontidae
Product: peptidyl-prolyl cis-trans isomerase FKBP7-like
Exons: 5
Coding region: 1-807 (268 amino acids)
Molecular function (GO): peptidyl-prolyl cis-trans isomerase activity; calcium ion binding
Source: RefSeq, a predicted model, not a curated record
AUGAGUCACCCGACACCGCGCUCCAAAAAUAAAUACCGCCGUCUGGCCCCGCCCUCCUCCUUUCUGAUUGGAAGCCGCUGCCGUCGCGUCACCGUGACGUCAUCGCCACCUCCAGAGUUUCCAAAGUUGCCACGAAAGCAGAGCGGGAUGAUGUGGAGGCUGGCUGGCUGCAUCUUCUGCGUGUUUCUAUCCUGGCCGCUCGGUUCGGGGCCCUCAGGGGCCGCAGCGGGGGCCCCGGAGGAGCAGGUCCGGAUCGAGGUUCUGUUCAAGCCGGAGGAGUGCGGCAGGAGGAGCAGGAAGGGGGAUCUGAUCAAUGCUCAUUAUGACGGCUACCUGGCGGAGGAUGGCUCCAAGUUCUACUGCAGCCGCCACGACAAAGAGGGCCACCCGCAGUGGUUCGUCCUGGGCGCGGGGCAGGUCAUCAAAGGCCUGGACGUCGGCAUGAUGGACAUGUGCGCCGGAGAGAAGAGGAAGCUGACGGUUCCGUCGACUCUGGCGUUCGGAACUACAGGAAAAGGUCCGGUUCCUCCUAAUGCCACCGUGGUCUUCGAGGUGGAGGUGUUCUCCGUGUCCAGAGGGCCUCGCAGCAUGGAGGCCUUCCAGCAGAUGGACCUGGACAAGGACAGAAGUCUGGAUAAGGCUGAGGUGAAAGAGUACCUGAAGCUGGAGUACGAAAAAGGCGGGAAGCCUCGGGAGGAGCCGUUCUACGAGAAGCUCCUCACCGACAUCUUCUGGAAGAGCGACCAGGACGGCGACGGCCUGAUCAGCGCCAAGGAGUACAACAUCUACGAGCGGGACGAGCUCUAAAGCUCCGCCUCAUUCCGGGGAGAGAACUG